UUUUUUUUAUGUAUUUUAGGGUAAACACAGAAUUUGUAGUUAGCAAUAUUCCAACAAGAAGUUCAGCGCUACCUCAACAAAAAUAUCACCAAAUACCUUUUCUUUCAUAUAUUUUAAUGCCAUUUACAAUAAUUUUAACACCCUUAGCUAAUGCACAACCAGAUACUAUUGAUAAAGUGAAUUUUUCAAGACAUUUUUAA
Messenger RNA from Meloidogyne enterolobii, 200 nucleotides. Lineage: Eukaryota; Metazoa; Nematoda; Chromadorea; Rhabditida; Meloidogynidae. The record is from the annotation of a GenBank genome assembly.